GCUUUGAGCCAAUGAGAGGAAGGAGCGUUGCCAAACGGGGCGGGGCUUCCCGCCUCUUCGUGGUUGAAAACAAACGCCGCAUAACCGCAAGUUUGGGUGUGUUUGUUUCCACGCGAAGAGGCAGUCUGCGCGAGACAUUCAGAUCAUACUCUCCCUUCUCUGUUCAUCAUGGCUGUGGAUGGAUGUGGCGUCGUCUGCAAAUAUAUCCUCAUAUUUUUCAAUAUCAUCUUCGCGCUGGUGGGAUUCGCCUUUCUGGGCCUCGGUCUAUGGCUGAGAUUCAGUGAAAACACCAGAGGGAUCUUUGACAUAGAAUCUGUCAACUCAAGCGCAUUCGUCAUAGGAGUGACUGUGAUGAUCGCUCUGGGUUUGGUGAUGCUCGUCGUGGUGACGGUUGGAGACUACGGCGUCUGCAGUGAGAAGAGAUGUGCUCUGUCUGUGUUCUCGGUACUUCUGACCUUUCUGGCUAUCGCUGAAGGCGUGGUGGGAUUUCUUGCUUUUACCAAGCGUGAAGAGGUGGGAUUUCGGAUGGGAGAGUUCUACACGAGCUUGUACACGCUGUAUGCCACCAGUGGAGACCCGGCCUUGGCGGUCACUCUGACAUUCAUCCACAAGAUGCUUGACUGCUGUGGAAUAACGGGAGUCCCCAUCAUAGAGAUCGCCAAAAAAACCUGCCCCAAAUCCGACAACUUCUUCAAGAGCAUUGUGAUGGACAGUUGCCCCAAGAUCAUCUUGACCGUCUUUGACAGCAAAGCGUCGCUGGUGAUGGGCAUCUUCCUUGGAACCGGAGCUCUUCUGAUCGUAGCGCUGAUUUGCAGCGUCACUCUCUCUAACAAGAUCCGCCAAGCCGCCUCUGCUCCUCAGUAUAUCAUCCUGACUCAGACCGCGCCUUCCCCGACAGGCUUUCACCCACCGCCGCAUGACUUCAUGUACACCUCCCACCCCGACCCCAACCCCGUCGUCUUCACUCCCCUCACUGUGGCUAACCUCCCAGCAGCUAGCAUCCCCGCGGCUAACCUCCCAGCAGCUAGCAUCCCCGCGGCUCAGGCUUAGCGCGCUGCAUGACAUCUGCUUCCAGCAGCGGGCUCACCGCAUAGAACAAUCUAAAGGAGCAUUCCCACCAUGAAACAAAGAACACUUCACUCCCAGCUGCUGCUAAUUUCUGCUUUUGAAAUUAUCUGCAAAUAAAUUUGACUAAUUGAACACUAAUGUUAUAUUCACACCAGAAAUCUUUUGGUGUGUUUUACCUUCAGUUUCAUCACGUUUCUCAGCUAUUCUUAUUUUGCACUACAAGUUUGUACCACUAGGUGGUGUAUUGAGCCUCUCCAAUGUGCAAAACCUAGCAGUUAUUGUGUGAAUCUUUUGGAAAAACAGUUCUGAUGUCUAAAUCAGCAGCUGUUUUACCCACUGAAGCUGAAAGCAAGCGUAUACAGGCACAGGACAGACUCAACACUGCCAUUCAGUGCACAGCAAAGGCACGAUUCAAAUAUUAAAUCGUGCAAGAAAUUCCUCAUAUGUUUUAGCGCAUUUCCAUGAAUACUGUAUAUGAACCUUUAAUCUUGGUUAAUAAUUUCCAAUCCGAUUUUUCCUCCUUUAUUACUAACUUUAAAAAAAAAUUAAAGUAGUAUAGGAAAUCCAUUCACAGGUUGGACUCAUACUCACGAGUGUUUAAUCUUCACCAUAGCUUUUUGUAGAUGUGACUGGUAGGAAGUGUAGUCUCUCACGAUAGCUCCUUUCUCUGGCUGUUUUAAUCCUGGGAGGCAAUCCGGAGGAAUCACUUUGAUCACACAGCAUCUCUUUAUCCCAUCUCUGCUCUUUACUUCCCCCCCCCUCCACUCUGUAUGUUUGUGUCCACAUGACAGAUUAUUGCCCUGAUCUGCACCGCGAUCCUCAACAGUCACAUCAAGAAAAACAACCAGGCCAUCAAUGCGUACUACUCGGCCGUCUACUAAAGAAGAUGGACGUGGCGGGUUUUCGCCGGGAAACACCGUUUCGUGACAUCAAGCCACCAGAUCAGCGUUUACAGACUUUUGUGUUGAACUGCACUGAAAAAUAAGUAAAUUAAGGGAGUCCUGCUGACUGACUGGUGUCCAGACCAGUGUGGGUUUGUGUUAUCUGGGAAUCCAUCUGAGGAACACAAUGGGAGGCUUCCUGUUGUUUCCAGUUUGUAGCGUUACAGCAGUUCUUAUUUUUAAGUGACGUUUUACAGUUUUUAAAUAGCUGCAUGUAGAAAAGGGAUCAUUUUAACAUUCAAUUUUUUUCAUAAGCUUUUUUUCCCCCCAUUGUGACUUGUUUUUUGUGCAUUAGUUUUUAUUUUUUUCAAUACAUUUUGUAGAAACUGCAUUCCAUUUAAGAUCUUUUAUUGAUCAUUUGUGGCUUGAAGAUAAAGUUCAAGGUCCUUUAAGCGUGACAAACACUGUGCUGACUUUCAGAUUCAGAUGUGAAGUUUCCUAAACCGUUCCAGUGGAAUGCCUGAGGUGUAAACCACUAAGUUUUGCCUUUAUAAACACUUUUCCAUUUAAGGUACAUCAGACUGUUCAUUGCUGCAGGUUUCUGUGACCAAUUAAACAUCAAGUGCCCUGCUGAGAUAGCAAAUAGCUGCACGCUUGUGUUUCGUUUUUCUUCAAAAUUGACUACUUCUUUGCACUUUGUUUUCCAAUGUUGAGCAUAAAGGGAUACUGUUUGUAGAAAAUUGUAUUUGUUUGAAUAAAAGACAAAAAUCAAAGUUG
Molecule: messenger RNA, 2726 nt
Organism: Salarias fasciatus (jewelled blenny)
Lineage: Eukaryota; Metazoa; Chordata; Actinopteri; Blenniiformes; Blenniidae
Gene: cd9r
Product: CD9 molecule related
Exons: 9
Coding region: 169-1050 (293 amino acids)
Cellular component (GO): plasma membrane
Source: RefSeq, a predicted model, not a curated record